AUGGCUGGGAAGGAACAAGAUAACCGUAUAUUCGUAGGAGGUUUGGCGUGGGACGUCACCGACCGUCAGCUUGAAAACGUCUUUAGCCGCUUCGGCAAAAUUAUCGACUGCCAGAUCUGGCCUCUGGAGGCACAACGUAGUUUCAUGGAAGGCAGUGAGAAACGCCUGGUUAAGCACAUCUGCGGUUUGAUUGGUAGGCUUCAAAUUCCUGAUGAUGAUGUGUGUUACGUAGCGAUUAGGAGUUACAUAGAUGUUGAUUCAAAGUCAGCAAUCUCUGCAUUGAAUUCCCAAGGUUCAAAAAUUCCAGAUACUUCGAGUGCUAAAGGUUUUAAGUGCUUAAAACUCAUCCUCUUUUGGAUGGUUAUGAAAACCAUUUUUUCGCCACCAAUUUUCUGCAAAUGCUUGUCUGCCAUUUCCAUACUGAAAUGUCCCCGUGGAUUUGUCCUUUUUAAAAGUAGAACAGCUAAGGUAGAUAUACUGGUGCAAGUUUCAGUUGUACUUGGCCAGUGGGGUGGGGUGCUCUUUCCUGUCGCAUCUUCCUAUCCUGGAAAAUCUUGCGCCGUAUGUAUAAUGAUCUUGAGCUGUCCAUGCUUCAGGGGUUCAUUACUAGAUUGUGAAGCUGGUUUCCAUCCAAUUCAGUUCAUCUGAAUUGCAUUUUGAUGGUGUGGAUUAAGUAAAGACCGAGUCGGCUGUGCUAUAUUCAUGUGCUUCUUUAAUGUCUUAGAAACCAAUGUUGUCAAUGGUGAGACUUUCAAUACAAGUUAAAAGAGUAGAGCUCGAAAAAUUUGUUCUUUGCCUAUCCCUAGAAUGCCGUAUCUGCUCAAUUUGGAGACUGGAUAUCUAAACUGUAUCAGAUCAUAUUUUGCAUCAUGUUCUUAUCUUGUGAGUGUGUUCUUCUCAAGGGCAAGGGCACACAUCUUUGAGCACCAACAAUUAUCGAAAGAUGGCCUGUAUAUCAACAGUAGCCUCUUAUAUUAGUUAGCACAAAGUUGGUGACUUCUUUUCUUCCAUUAUUAUCUGCAGAAUGCAUGUAGUGGAUUUACGUAUGUUUUGUAAGGGUGCUUUUGAGUCGGGUUCAAUUUUUGGGUUUAUAUGAGGUCACAUACUUGAGUGACUACAUGGGCCAAGUGGUUGUUUCAGGACUGCAUUUCUGGCUGUAUUUUGUGGCUACCAAGCCAGUUGAUCCGGUAAGGUGCCGGAUUAGGUGACAAAAAUUUGGAGGAAGGAUGGGCAUUAUGUUGAAAUGAAGAAGAAAUGUAUCUGGUAAUUGAUAAUCUGGAACAAGAGAAGCGUAUUUUCACCAGCAGAGAUUGUCAUGGAAAUUUUGUUCUGCCAGAUAACCCCCAUAUUUUGGCUCCAUGGUCUGCCUCCUAAUGUUUACAUUGAUAUUUUCUGGCAUGUGGUUGCUUGAGAUUUAGUGGA
This is a messenger RNA of Ilex paraguariensis (yerba mate), 1422 nucleotides long. Lineage: Eukaryota; Viridiplantae; Streptophyta; Magnoliopsida; Aquifoliales; Aquifoliaceae. The record is from the annotation of a GenBank genome assembly.